This is a messenger RNA of Anopheles coustani, 1656 nucleotides long. It is a transcript of the gene Nmdmc, whose product is annotated as bifunctional methylenetetrahydrofolate dehydrogenase/cyclohydrolase, mitochondrial. Gene Ontology annotation, molecular function: methenyltetrahydrofolate cyclohydrolase activity; methylenetetrahydrofolate dehydrogenase (NAD+) activity; methylenetetrahydrofolate dehydrogenase (NADP+) activity. Gene Ontology annotation, cellular component: mitochondrion. The transcript is spliced from 4 exons. The coding region runs from base 53 to 1408 and encodes 451 amino acids. Gene Ontology annotation, biological process: tetrahydrofolate interconversion. The record is from RefSeq and is a predicted model, not a curated record. NCBI's taxonomy places the organism in Eukaryota, Metazoa, Arthropoda, Insecta, Diptera, Culicidae.
UUCUCAAUUUUUAAAUGCCGUUUAAUUUAGCGUGUAGGUCAUCGAUGUCAACAUGUUAGUGCAACAUAUACUACGAGUAAGGCAGGCUCAUGUUGUACCUAGGUACGGAAUUGACGUCACAAACAUAACUCGGACUAAACCCAUUUCUACGUCAGAGUUAAUAAACACACCUUAUCAAAUCCUUAAAAUCGAUCAUCUACAUCCUGCGCCAUUCAGUAUACGAUCGACAGUGUUUGAGCGCGGUUCGAAUAGCAAUACGUUCCAUACAGACUCCAAUAGAUCACCACCCUUCGAUAGUUUUCGAUUAUCUUCGAAAUUGUGGUUCUACCUGUACGUAAACGUACCAAAGCGAAGCUUGACAGCGAAUAUUAACGAAAAUACGGUAUUUAAAAUGGUACACGCCAGAGAUGCAUCAAAGGUUGAAAAAUCUUUAACAGAAUCCAAAUCAGUCAUAACCAACAAUCGAAAGUUUCACAUUAAUAGCAGUGUCGCAAGUAUGGCAAAGCUAAUCGAUGGCAAGCAGAUCGCUAGUGAAAUUCGGGCAGAAUUGCGGGAACAACUUGUGCUAUGGAAGGCUCAAGGACAUCGUGCACCUCAACUGACGGCCAUCCUUAUUGGGGACGAUCCAGCGAGCGCCACAUAUGUGAACAAUAAGAUGAAGGCUGCUGAAGAUGUUGGUAUCAAUAGCAAGACAGAGCGAUACAAUACGGAUAUAACCGAGGAGGAACUGAUAAACCGGAUCGACGAGCUAAACGCAGACGACGAAGUAGAUGGGAUACUGGUGCAAUUACCAGUACCGGAUCAUAUAAACGAACGGAAAGUAUGUAAUACAGUAUCAUGCGAUAAAGAUGUCGAUGGAUUCAACGAGCGUAACGUUGGAAGGCUGUGUCUGGAUAUGAACACGUUGAUUCCUUGUACGCCUUUGGGUGUACAAGAGCUUAUAAAACGAGCGGAUAUCGAAACAUUUGGCAAAAAUGCAGUAGUUGUGGGACGAUCGAAAAAUGUAGGUAUGCCAAUAGCUAUGUUGUUGCAUGCAGAUGGCCGUAAUGAUACUUGUGCGAUGGAUGCUACGGUAACAAUAUGCCAUCGAUUCACACCACCAGAGGAGUUGAAACGGUUCUGUCGUUUAGCUGACAUAAUAGUUACGGCCACUGGCGUUCCCGGGCUUAUUACAGCGGAUAUGGUAAAGGAGGGAGCUGCUGUGAUUGAUGUGGGAAUCACCAGAGUCAAUGACCCUGCUACGGGCAAAACGAAGUUAGUUGGAGAUGUAGAUUUCGAGAAUGUUCGUAAAGUAGCAGGCUAUAUUACGCCGGUUCCUGGUGGCGUAGGUCCGAUGACGGUAGCUAUGUUGAUGAAAAAUACAGUAAUUGCAGCGAAAAACUUGGCUGUAAAACGGAAGGAAGUAUAAAACCAUUUCGUAGUAUUACGAGUAAUUCUAUAGAUCAAGCAUAAUUGCAACCGUUAAUCUUUUUCCUCAGUGUAAAACAUAUGAAAAAAUGGUAUAAUUUGCUGGGUGUUUUCUUUCAGUUACUUAACAUUUGUUGCAAAAAAUCAGACGUUUGAUUUUACAGGCUCUUGCCAAGUAAACGGAUAUUAAAACGUAAUAAAAUUACUUGUUAUUCGUACAAUCCUAUCAAACCUUUUUUCCGUCAGGCU